Messenger RNA from Myotis lucifugus (little brown bat), 1891 nucleotides. RefSeq names its product zinc finger protein 594 (gene ZNF594). The record is from RefSeq and is a predicted model, not a curated record. NCBI's taxonomy places the organism in Eukaryota, Metazoa, Chordata, Mammalia, Chiroptera, Vespertilionidae. Gene Ontology annotation, biological process: negative regulation of transcription by RNA polymerase II. Gene Ontology annotation, molecular function: DNA-binding transcription repressor activity, RNA polymerase II-specific.
GUUUCUUUGUUCCUCCCUCUUAAACUUCCCAGCAUAGUAAGAGAUGAUUUGUGUAUUUUAGAAAUUAUAUUAUGGCCUACUUAUCAUUUCAGAUUCUGAGACCAGGAAUAAGAUGAAGGACCGGAAGGCAAAGAUGAAAAUUUCUGAAGAAAAAGAUUCAGCAAGGGUUGUAUCAGGAAGACUCCAAAGACAGAUCUCCCAGGAAUGUGGGUUAGUUGAAACCAGUGACCUAGAACACAGGUCAUUGAGGCAUUGGGUUAGCCCCUUAGGGGAUACAGCGAGACAGCCCACUUCCCAAGAGAGAGGUAUUAGGAAAGUAAAUCUCAUUACUAAGGAAGCUGUUGCAGGAGAGAGGGGCUGUGAAUGUAAUGAAGGAGGAAAAAUACUUUCUGCCAGAGGAAGAUCCCACAGAUAUGAGGUCUGUGGACAGAGCUUCAAACAGAAAUCAGAAGUAACUGAACAUGAGAAAAUUGAUAAUAUCAAGAAAACCUAUGAUGUAAGGAGUGUGAAAAAACUUUUAAUCAGGGCUCAUACAGGAAAGAAACCUUAUAUACAUGAAUGUGGGAAAGACUUCAAUCAGAGCUCUAAGCUGGUUAGACAGAAGAGAAUCUACAGUGGCGAGAAUCCCUAUGAAUGUAAAGAGUGUGAGAAGACCUUCAAGAUAUGUAAUGAGUGUGGGAAGGUCUUUAAUCAAAGCUCAGAUCUUACAAUACAUCACAGAAUUCACACAGGAGAGAAACCCUAUGAAUGUUUUGAAUGUGGACAAACCUUCAGUCAGUCACACCUUGUCACACAUCAGCAAAUUCAUUCUGGAGAGAAACCAAGUGUAAUUAAUGUGAAAAAGGCCUUACAGCAGUGUUCAGACCUUACUGAACAUAGACUCCACAAUGGAGAGAAACACCAUGAAUGUUGUGAAUGUGGGAAAUCCUUCAGUGGGUACACAGCUUUCCUGAAACACCAGAGACUGCAUACUGGAAAGAAAGAAACUGAAUGUGAAGAAGCCUGCACUUCUGGCUUGGACCUUAUCAAACAACAGAGAAUUCAUAGGGAAGAAAAACCUUUGUAACGUACUGAAUGUGGAAAAACUUUCUGGGGAAAUUCAGAUCUAAUUUGGCAUUGGAUAAUUCAUACUGGAGAGAAACCCUAUGAGUGCAGUGAAUGUGAGAAAGCCUUUAGCCAGAGGUCUUACUUUGUUACACAUCAGAAAAUUUAUACUGGAGAGAACCCCUAUCAGUGCAAAGAAUGUGGGAAAGUCUUCCGGCAGCUUUCACUCCUUAAUCAACAUCUGAGAAUCCACAAUGGUGAGAAACCCUAUGAAUGUAAGGAAUGUGGAAAACCAUUCAUCCAGCACACAGCUUUUCUCAAACAUCAGAGACUUCAUACUGGAGAGAAAGUUAAAGAAAGUGAGAAAACAUUCAGCAAGGAUGAGUUGUUUAGAGAAGAGCAAAGAAUUCACCAAGAAGAGAAAGCUUAUCGUGGUAGAACUUUCCAAGGCAGCUCAGACCUCAUCACUCAUCAUUUAACUCAUAUGGGAGAGAAACCAUAUGAAUGUAAAGAAUGUGGGGAAACUUUCCAUCAGGGCUCAGACCUUAUGAAACAUCAUAGAAUUAACAGUGGAGAAAAACUUACAUUCAGCUCGGAUCUUAUUAAACACUAUUGUGUUCAUACUGGAGAGAAAUCCUAUGGGUGCCUUGAUUGUGGGAAGGCCUUCAAUCAGAACUCGCACUUAUUUAGUCACCAGAGAAUUCACACUGGAGAGAAACUCUUUGAAUGUCGCAGAUGUGGGAAGGCCUUUAGUGAGCACACAGCUCUUAAACAUCAGAAACUUCACACUGGAAAGGAACCUGGGGAAUGUGAAAGAAUCUUCAAGCAGGACUUAUUCUGUAGGUAA